Neltuma alba is the source of this 1200-nucleotide messenger RNA. Its product is annotated as alpha-(1,4)-fucosyltransferase. Gene Ontology annotation, cellular component: membrane. The coding region runs from base 1 to 1200 and encodes 399 amino acids. The record is from RefSeq and is a predicted model, not a curated record. The transcript is spliced from 3 exons. Gene Ontology annotation, molecular function: alpha-(1->3)-fucosyltransferase activity. Lineage: Eukaryota; Viridiplantae; Streptophyta; Magnoliopsida; Fabales; Fabaceae.
AUGUGUUUCGUUGUUCUGAUUCUGAUGAUCUCUGGGACCAUCGAGCUCCCUCCAUCGAUAUACUUUUAUUCUUUACCUUCAUUCAGCAUCUUCAAUAACGAUACUUCAAGCUGGGCUGAUAUUCAUCAUGAAGGUCAUGGCUUCACCGAUCUGCUUGGUGCCUUUAAGGAGUGGGAUUCUCAAGUGGGUUGUGAUGAGUUUAAGAAGAAACUGCAGAAUUAUACAGAUAAUGCUUCUUCUUCUUCUUCUUCUUCUUUCAAAGAAGAGAUUCAUGGGGUGUGUGAGGGUUUAAAGAUGAAGCAUGUGAAUGUUUUGGUGAAAGGGCCAACGUGGAUUCCUGAUAAUUUGGAUAACUUGUACUCUUGUCCGUGUGGUUUGAGCUGCUUGUGGACUAAAUCUCCUGUUCUUGCUGAUAAACCUGAUGCUCUCUUGUUUGAAAGCACUAAGCCUCCACUUCGGAGGAAGGUUGGAGAACCAGUAAGGGUAUAUAUGGAUCUGGAACCAGACAGAAAAAGAACAGGCCGUGAGGACAUAUUCAUCAGUUAUCAUGCUGAUGAUGAUAUCCAGACAACCUAUGCCGGUGCCUUCUUCCACAACAACCGAAACUACCACGUUUCCUCUCACAAGAACACUGGCCCAUUAGUGUACUGGUCAUCGUCCCACUGUGUAUCCAAAAGAAACAAGAUAGCUCAAAAGCUUCUCUCAAUGUUGCCUCACCAUUCCUUUGGCAAGUGCCUCAACAACGUUAAUGGCAGAAACAAGGCUCUCUCCUUCUACCCUCACUGUACCCAAUCUUCUUCCCCAAGAUGGUGGGACCACCUUCACUGUGCCAUGUCCCACUACAAGUUCGUCCUCGCCAUAGAAAACACCUGGACGCAAAGCUACGUCACAGAGAAGCUCUUCUACGCCUUGGAUUCCGCCGCCGUCCCCAUCUACUUCGGAGCUCCGAACGUCGACGACUUUGUGCCGCCACAUUCCGUCAUCGACGGCUCCACGUUCAGCAGCCUGGAAGAUUUGGCUUUGUACGUUAAGGCUUUGGCUAAUGAUUCAGUGGCUUAUGCAGAAUAUCAUGCUUGGAGAAGAUGUGGUGUGCUGGGCAAUUAUGGAAGAACCAGAGGACUUAGCCUCGACUCUUUGCCUUGUAGGCUGUGUGAACUUGUUAGCAGAAAAGGGGGAAGAAAUGCAGAGUCCAAUUCAUGA